Molecule: messenger RNA, 2074 nt
Organism: Moneuplotes crassus
Lineage: Eukaryota; Ciliophora; Spirotrichea; Euplotida; Euplotidae
Source: the annotation of a GenBank genome assembly
UAAUUUAAGAAAAUGGAGCGAAGAGAGCAGGCUUAUAGGAAAAGAGAUCAAGAUGAUCCAAAUGAGCCCUCAGUGGUAGAAAUUAUUUCGAAUAUGAUAAGAACUCUUUCAAGAUUUGAGAUUAUUUCUGGUGUUAAGAAAUUUACUAACGACCUAGAAAUACUCACCACAAAGCCUGAGUUGCAAGAAGUGAAGAAGGAGUAUUUCCAAGCAUACACGAUGACUUGUUGGAACUAUAUCUGGAAGUCACUACUAUACUAUCUUCUUGUGGCCACAAUUUUAGUGUUUGCAGGUUAUGGUGAUGAAUACUCAUACUACUUUAUUUUCCCUCUUUCUUGCAUGGGCUAUGUAGCCAAUAAUAUUUAUGUCCAGAGGACCCGGAGGAGCGACGUCGGGUUAAUUCUCUACUAUUGUUUCUUUUCCUGAAUCAUUACAAAUAUGAGUGUCUCUAAAUCUAGCUAUGAGUACCAUGAAGGAUGGGGAGUCAUGAACAUGGUACUUUUCAUUAUUGUAAUAGCCUUCUGUUUGGAGUGGAAGAUUAUCAUUAAAGUAUUCUUACUGUGUAGACUAUAUUAUGUAGCCAACAUUUAUUAUUACUAUGGAGCCUUGACCUUCAUGCAAUGGUUCUGCUUCGUCUUUGAGUUCCUUUGCGUAUGAAUAAUCAUUACGACCUUGUCAAAAAUUUAUCUCAGCUUCAUUGAAAUGAAUAUCAAAAUAAAGCAUUUGCUGAAGACUAUUAGAAAGCUGCUAGAAGUAUUUCCAGAAUCAGUUAUGAUAGAGGCCUUUGAUCCUCAACUGAAACAAAAUGUCAUGAGAUUUAUCAACAAUGCUGCUAAGAAAGAAUUUUCUAUUGACAAUCAAGAUCAAAAGAGUCUUUUAAACCCCAAUAUGAACUUUAAAAUAAGUGAAAAGUUUGAGAAACAUACAAAGGAAUCAAGCAAUAUUUCUGAAAUUUUAAGAAAUCAUGCUAAAUCUGUAAAAGAGACUAAUCAAGAAAUCUCUAGUGAGAUCAAAGUAGCCAGAACUGACUCCGAUGAAAAGUAUUUCACAGUCAAAACAAUCAUGGUCGAAUGGGAAGAAGACAAGCAAGCCUGAAUGCAUGUGUUCACUGACAUGACUCAUGUAAAGAACCUUGAGCAUGAGAAAGCCAUCAACAAGUGACUUCACCUGAUGUUUUCGAGUGUUUCUCAUGAGUUUAGAACUCCAUUGAACGCAUUUAAACACUCCAUUGGGUUUAUGAAAAAUUCAUAUCAGAACUUGCAGAAGCUAGCAAUGAGUAAUAGAGGCGAUGGUAGACUUCAGGAGUCAGACGAGAUGUUCAAUAAAUUCCACAAGAUCGCUUCUAUCUCUUCUACAACUCUGUUGUCCUUAGUUGAGGAUAUCCUUGAUCUUGCCAAGAUAAAGAGUGGAACAUUUUCAUUGAACAUUAACUCAUUCAGGCUCAGAGAACUGAUGAACGAAAUAGAUUAUAUUUUUGGGUUCCAAUGAACCCAAAAGAAGCUUGACUUUGAGAUUUCUUAUACCAACUGAUGUCCUGAAACCAUUGCUGUUUCAGAUGUUGGAAGAGUGAAACAAAUACUCAUAAAUCUGAUCUCUAAUUGUUUCAAAUUUACACAACGAGGAAGCAUCUCUGUCAAAAUUUCAGAGCUCAGAGAGUUGGAAAUGGAAACUUUCGAGUCUCAUUCUUACUUUAAGUUCAUAGUCGAAGAUACUGGAAUUGGGAUUGCAAAGGAAAACCAAAAGAACUUGUUCCAGAUCUUCGGUAAACUCGACCAGGAUGAUAAGAAUAUCAACGACAAAGGCACUGGGCUUGGACUCAACAUCUGAAAAUAAACUCGUUGAAGCCCUUGGAGGAACAAUAGAACUAACCUCAGAAGAAACAAAAGGAACAGAAGUAGCAUUCACCAUAAGAAACCAAGUCGAGCACAUACCCCCCUCUAGACAAAGACCAAUGAACCAUCAAAUCCAAGACAUCUCGCACAGCUGCCAGUCAGCUAACUCAAUGGAACUAACCCCCCACACUAUCAGAGAAUUUCUCCCCAACCCGUCAUGCUUAAAGAAUAAUCCUAAAUAA